Gastrolobium bilobum is the source of this 1506-nucleotide messenger RNA. RefSeq lists its product as uncharacterized. The transcript has 7 exons. Gene Ontology annotation, biological process: iron ion transport. NCBI's taxonomy places the organism in Eukaryota, Viridiplantae, Streptophyta, Magnoliopsida, Fabales, Fabaceae. The record is from RefSeq and is a predicted model, not a curated record. Bases 1 to 1506 code for a protein of 501 amino acids. Gene Ontology annotation, cellular component: early endosome; plasma membrane; recycling endosome.
AUGACCAUAACAACCUUUGACAUCAAAAAACAUGAACCUCAUUCAUCGUAUCAUCAAACUCACACCCCACAGUUCCCACUUUCUUCUUCUUCUUUCUGUCAGAUGAAGAUACCAACAAGUACACUUGUUCGUUUUCUUUUUCUCUUCUUACUCAAUUCUCAUCCUAUCUCAUCAUCCUUCAUUCAAGGUUUCCAAUUCCAGCCAUUGCCAGCACCAAGCUCUGGUGGUGAUCACCAUGCACCAACCCCUUCUGUUCACGAAUUCCAACCUCCUCUGUCGCCACCUGUGGCUGCAGACGGUGGGGUUGGUGGUGGGUCUCUUUCCGGCGAGUCCGCUCCUCCGUCACCGGCGGUUAUGGGGGAGUGGCACGACUGGUCUCAGGGAGCUCCAGCGCCGAUCUCGGAAAAUGGGGUGGGCGGCUAUGGAGUUGAGAGCGCCGGAGAGAUCACACCCGGUGCUCCGGCGACCGAGGACGGCGGCGUGAGGUGGUGCACAGUGAGAGACGAAGUGGAGGAGUGUCAGUCCUUUUUCAGUGUCGUUAACCAAUUAACUGGCUACACGUGGAAAUGUGUCAAAAGAGACAAAGCCCAAUAUUGUCUGGAGUCAAUUAAGAAUGGAGAAGCAGAUUUGGUGAGCUUAGAAGCAGGUCUUGCUUAUAAUGCAUUCAUCAACUACUCAAUGAAAGCCAUAGCGAACGAGAUUUAUUGUGAUCAUUCCAAAACCUAUGAAGCUGUUGCAGUUGUAAACAGAAGGGUAUGUGAUAACAAUGAAAAGAUCACUUUAAUGGACUUCAAAGAUCACAAGUCUUGCCAUGGAGGUUAUUCCACAGCAGCAGGAUGGAACUAUCCCAUCAACUACAUUAAAAACUUAUUUGAUAAUGGAAAAUUAAAUGACAGGGAAAUUGCAACUAGUUUCUUCUCAGGUGUCUGUGCUCCAUCAGAGUUUGAAGGUUCUGAUAUAUGUAAUGCAUGCAGCAAAGAGAAUGAAACCUGCCCUGAAAUAGGUUUGUAUUCCGGUCACUCAGGUGCUUUUAGGUGCCUAGUAGAGGAAUUGGGAGACAUUGCCUUUGUCAAGGGUGAUACUGCCUUGCUCUAUUCUAUGGAGGGGCCUCAUAAUCUUUCAUGGUCAACGAAGUCUGUUAGGGACUUCAUGUAUCUUUGUCCUCAAGGGGGUUGCAGAGAAAUCAAUGGUUAUCCUGGAGAUUGUUCAUUUGGAGCUGUUCCUGCAAACGUGAUAAUGUCACAUAACUCAAUGCCCAACAAGAAAAGAAUUCACGUUUUAGAAACAUUAACGAAUGCUAGUUUGGUGGAUGCUCUUUAUACCCCAAAAGAUGUUCGCAGCCACUUAUUUAGUCCAAGUACUCAAGGACUAGCCAUGAUUGAAAAGGUCACAAGGUUAUAUCUGGGGAAAUCAGCUUCAAUCUCACAGAUCAUACAGAAAUUAAAUGCCCCAGAAAUACCCUCAGAUGCAGCAGAUAACGUUUCAGGUUUCAAUAAUGAAAAGUAG